CUCAACACUCGUCCGACCGGCAUGCUCAAGGUGGUCAGUCAGAAUGGCAUGGUAACGAGAUGCAAGGUUGUAUAAGCAGUGAACAACGACAGUUUUCUGUUAUGUUUAAUGCUUGCCGACUGGAAUAAAUCAUGUCCUCCUCAAUUAUACGCGUUGUCAAUACGCUGCUAUCCAGGCAGAAUGCAGUGCCAAGUGCUGUAACAGCGACUGUUAGGUGUAGCCACUGGUUUGCGUCCGUGUUGUCAUUGAAGAGUUCGCCACCAUUGAGAGCGGAGCCCAGGAAGAAGAAGAAAGUGGACCCCCGGAGGGAUAUAUUGGCGCGAGAGCGCUUGAAGAAGAAACUGAGGAAGAUGGAGAAAGUCCCACCUGAGUUGAUCCCUAUUGAGGACUUCAUCACGCCAGCCAAAUGCCUUGAUGAAAUGAGGGCCCGCGGUGAGCCCCGCCUGGUCUUUGAGGAGAGUGAGCGGCGGGCGCUCCUGCUGAAGGAGUGGUCACGCUACAAGCACACCCAGCACCAGGCUGAGAUGGCCGCCAUCAGCGGGGCCCUGGAGGCCCAGAGACAGGCCCUGGAAGAGCUGAGGCUGGAGUCCGAGGAGCUCUACCAGGCCGCUCUGGCUCCAGACCUGGCCCUCCUCCCCUUCACCCACCAAGGCCCUGGCUACACGGCGCCCAUUGUGAACUAUGAAGCACCUGAGGGCAAAUACAAUGACAUCUCAAAGGUGUACACACAGUGAGGAGAUGCUGUAUUGCGGUUAUGCACAUCGCCCAUGGGUUAUCACUCUCCCUCUGAUUCUGUAGUCAGUGUCUCUUGAACAAAAAGAUGCAGAAUGUGAGCAAGUGAAUGUCGGAUUCUCUCCCCGCUGGUUGAUACUGGAGUAGUUUCAGACAUUUACUCUUCAAGAUGAAAACCGGAGUUAUUCAAGUGAACCAGAUUAUUGAUGAUUGAAAGAAAUCUCACUUUUUGGGUCUGUUUUUUUUUUUUUAUUUGAUAUGCAUUUGCUUUUGGAAAACAUAAAGCACUGUAAAGAAGGUUUUGUGUGAAACAUUAAAAAAGGCGAAGAUCA
Messenger RNA from Clupea harengus (Atlantic herring), 1064 nucleotides. RefSeq names its product mitochondrial ribosomal protein L40 (gene mrpl40). The record is from RefSeq and is a predicted model, not a curated record. Gene Ontology annotation, cellular component: mitochondrial ribosome; mitochondrial large ribosomal subunit. NCBI's taxonomy places the organism in Eukaryota, Metazoa, Chordata, Actinopteri, Clupeiformes, Clupeidae.